CUCGAACUUAUCCUCUCUUUCUCCAAACUUUACCAAAACUUUCGGUUACGAAACAACUACACACUACACAGAGAUGGCCUCUAAGCUUAUGACAUCAACCCUCCGAAAAAUCCUAACCGAAGCCACUAAAACCACAACCCUCCGCCCUCUCUCCACCGCCGCAGCCGUCGCUGCUACGAUACCCGAACCCUUCGAAGACGAAAAUGGAAUUUCCAUGAAGGGAGUAAAAAUUUCAGGUCGUCCACUCUACCUCGACAUGCAGGCAACCACUCCAGUCGAUCCACGUGUCGUUGACGCGAUGCUUCCGUUUUACCUUUCCCGUUACGGUAACGCCCACUCUCGGACACACUAUUACGGCUGGGAAUCGGAUUUCGCCGUCGAGACCGCUCGUUCUCAAAUCUCCGAUCUUAUCGGCGCUUCUCCGAAAGAAAUAAUAUUCACUUCUGGCGCAACCGAGUCUAACAAUAUUUCAAUCAAAGGAGUCAUGCACUUUUACAAGGACAAGAAGCGCCACGUGAUCACGACACAGACGGAGCACAAGUGUGUUCUCGAUUCGUGCCGGCAUCUUCAGCAGGAAGGAUAUGAAAUUACUUAUUUGCCUGUUGGAUCGGAUGGGCUUGUAAAUUUGGAUGAAUUACGGGCGGCUAUUCGGCCUGACACGGGUUUAAUUUCCGUUAUGGCGGUUAAUAACGAGAUAGGUGUGAUUCAGCCCAUGGAAGAAAUAGGUCAAAUAUGUAAAGAAUUUAAAAUUCCGUUUCAUGCAGACGCUGCUCAAGCGUUGGGGAAGAUUCCAAUUGAUGUGGAGAAAUGGAAUGUUAGUUUGAUGUCAUUGAGUGGACAUAAAAUUUAUGGGCCCAAAGGGAUUGGAGCUUUGUAUUUGAGACGGAGACCACGAAUCCGAGUUGAACCGUUGAUAAAUGGAGGUGGACAAGAGAGAGGGAUAAGGAGUGGGACUUUGCCCACCCCGUUAAUUGUGGGUUUUGGCUCUGCUUGCGAGAUUGCAAAAAAGGAAAUGGAUUACGAUCAUAAGAGAAUAACCCUGCUGCAGGAUCGAUUGUUGAAUGGAAUCAGAGAGAAAAUUGACGGGGUGGUAAUAAACGGUAGUAUGGAGAGGAGAUAUGCGGGGAAUUUGAAUUUGUCCUUUGCCUAUGUUGAGGGAGAGAGUCUGUUAAUGGGUUUGAAGGAUGUGGCGGUGUCCAGUGGUAGUGCUUGUACUAGUGCGAGUUUGGAGCCUUCUUAUGUUUUGAGGGCGUUGGGUGUGGAUGAGGAUAUGGCUCAUACUUCGAUUAGGUUUGGGAUUGGGAGGUUUACCACAGAGGCUGAGAUUGACAAGGCUGUUGAGCUUACUGUUAAACAGGUUGCAAAGUUGAGGGACAUGAGCCCACUGUAUGAAAUGGUGAAAGAAGGGAUUGACAUAAAGCAGAUACAAUGGACACAACAUUGAGACAGUUUGGGGUGUUGGAUUGUAAGGUAAACAGCCCGUGUGGAAGAGCAGCAUAACCAGUUUCGGGUUUAAUCAGGUUUUUUUUUCUCUUGUCCUUUUAGAACUAUCAGUGUUCUAUGAUAUAAUUUUGGCAGUAGAGGUACUUUUGAUGCUAAGUUGGUUUAAACAUUCUGCAUUAAAUAUGUAUUUUGACGGUUUCAACAUAAUUGUGGUGGUUAUACUGCCUUUUGGGUUUGUCCCAUAUUUUUAGUUUAGUGUGUCAUGGAAUUUACUGUGAGAGAAUGUGAAGCACACAAAUAACUUGAGUACCUUAGCUAUGUGUUUUACUUUAAAAAUAGACAUGAUUUGUUGAGAA
Messenger RNA from Mangifera indica (mango), 1799 nucleotides. RefSeq names its product cysteine desulfurase, mitochondrial-like. Gene Ontology annotation, molecular function: cysteine desulfurase activity; pyridoxal phosphate binding. Gene Ontology annotation, cellular component: mitochondrion; cytosol. NCBI's taxonomy places the organism in Eukaryota, Viridiplantae, Streptophyta, Magnoliopsida, Sapindales, Anacardiaceae. Bases 74 to 1444 code for a protein of 456 amino acids. The transcript has a single exon. The record is from RefSeq and is a predicted model, not a curated record. Gene Ontology annotation, biological process: [2Fe-2S] cluster assembly.